AUGAGUUGCAGUGUCCGGUCAGCCAAGCUCGUCCGGUUCAACUUCAACGGAGCAGCGUACUUCAACAGCUUUUCCAAGUUCUACCGGAUUAACAGCAGCAGCAGCUCUGUCACAACUGAACUUACAAACGCCUGUCCUACACAACCCGUUUGGCGGGCAAACAUCAUUGUUGCCACAGCAACUUGUGGGUCCAUCCACACAAUCUUACGACAACUUCUGGUCAACGGAGGGUCAUCUGUUCUCCCCGACGUGCAUGAUCUCUUCUUGAGAGUUGGCACGAGAACGCUUCAACAGGUUGAAAGACAUCUUGCACUGUAUCUGAUUGCACUUCAGAAGUCACCCAAUCAGAAGCAGCUUAACCUCAAUGACAUGUAUGCUGCACUCGGCAUGUCUGGUAGCUGGCUGGACCAUCAGAUUCGUGCACAAUUAGCCAAGACGUCGCCCAGUGCGCAAGCUCCGAAAUCGCAGAGUGUCAACAACUUGAUUGACUUGCAGUCUGUCCUGCAACUUCAGCAUCAGCAGCAAUCUCUACAAUCUAACCCAGCCGCUGCGAUCGCAUUGCUUCCAGCGCUUCAAGGAGCUCUAGCAGGACAGCUUCAACAACUCAAACAGCAGAUUCAACAACAACAGCAACUGCAACAAAUUCUGCAACUGCAACAACAACUUGAACAGAUCCAACAGCUUCAAUCGGCUCAAUCUCAAGCCAAGCCUACCCCCCCGUCAUCACAGACUAAGAGCAAAACGCCGGCAGCGCCGGGUCAGCAGAAAGUGGCUACGAGUUCUGCCAUGUCCAUCCUCCACCUGACCUCCCAGAAUCAGCCCAGCAAGACAACAGCAGGAAGCAAUCUCAGCAAGUCAACAACCUCAGCAGCUUCCGCCAUCUCCUCCCACCCCCUUGGACAAGCCUCAAAAGGUCUGAGCAGUUUUCAGCAACAAUCGCAGCAGAAGGUGCCGGGGUCUUCUCAGCACAUCAAGUACCCGAUACCAUCUCAGCACCCAUCGGCCUCGGGAGGAGGGCAAGACAAGAAGUUGCAGAAUGCGUUGGGUAUGAAGCAUACCGCAGCUGGGAUAGUGAUCGAUGAUAGCCAAAGUUUUUCCGAUCAAUUCAAGAAGAGAGGGAGGGACGAGAGCCUGGUGCUGACGGACGACGGUCUCUUAACCUCAGCAGCAUUCAUGCAGCGAUCUAAGGUGGGCAAUGAAAAGAAUGCGAAGAAGCCGAAGUCAAGGGACUCUCCGUCUCAACACUCUCCUGUCCUGGCCACAGCGCCAAAGCUGUGGGCCAACAUUAAAUCGGAGCAUGACGUUCAGGCUGCAAACAAAAAUCCGAUGUCAAUGGAUUUCUUGUUGGAUGGGUCCUGCAAUGCAAACGUGAAGAACAGCAACGGAUCAAAGAAACAAGUCUUCUUCGCAUUCUUCUCCGAUCCAAUCCAAAGAAACAGCAGCUUCCAAGAAGAGCUACGAGUCUGCGAUGGCCAAGGAUGA
Guillardia theta CCMP2712 is the source of this 1482-nucleotide messenger RNA. RefSeq lists its product as hypothetical. Lineage: Eukaryota; Cryptophyceae; Pyrenomonadales; Geminigeraceae. The coding region runs from base 1 to 1482 and encodes 493 amino acids. The transcript has 20 exons. The record is from RefSeq and is a predicted model, not a curated record.